AUGAGUACAAGUGCCUCAAAAAUCGAGAAUUUGGCGAGCAAGGAAGGUGUAACAGACAGAUUGAAACAAGAGGAAGCACAUGCUCCAAAGAAAUCCGAAAAACUGUCUGUAUUUGGGUAUGUGAUCUCAGAACUGACAAGAGGAUACAUGUUGGAACGAGACAAGGAAAAGUUUACUGAGCGGCGCCAGAGAGUCUACACAUUCAUGAAAACUCCAAGAGAACUAGAAAAGUUUAUCGUGUUUGGAUUUUUCCAGCUGGUGGAUGCUUUCUUGUUUCUAUUUACAUUCUUGCCACUGAGAAUUGUCCUUGCCUUGUUGAAGAUCAUUACACAUCCCUGUGGUUUCUUCAUGCCAAAGUCUCCCAGGUUUUUAGAACCAGCUCAAAUUUGUGAUAUAUUGAAGGGCAUCAUAUUACUAGCCUCAUUUUUCAUCAUCAAUUACAUCGACACGUCUAUGAUGUAUCAUCUUGUACGAGGACAGGCCAUUGUGAAACUCUACGUCUUCUUCAAUAUGCUUGAUAUGGCUGACCGUAUGUUCUCCAGCUUUGGCCAGGACAUCUUGGACGCACUGUACUGGACAGCUAUGGAGCCUCGGGACAAGAAACGCCAACAUUUUGGUGUUCUACCCCACCUUCUGUUGGCCAUCUUGUAUGUCAUCAUCCAUUGUCUGUUAAUCCUGUUCCAAGCUACGGUGCUCAAUGUUGCCUUCAACUCUCACAAUAAAGCUCUUCUCACUAUUAUGAUGUCAAACAAUUUUGUAGAAAUCAAAGGUAGUUUGUUUAGGAAGAUAGACAAAGAACUUCUGUACCACAUCUCAUGUAGUGAUGUAAAGGAACGUUUCCACUACACCAUACUGCUGGCUGUCGUCUUCAUACGUAACAUGACAGAGUUCUCCUGGAAUGUAGAACAUAUAUGGGUGAUCAUUCCUGAUGUUGUCAUAGUACUGUGUGCAGAAUUAAUGGUGGACUGGGUCAAACAUGCCUUCAUUCUCAAGUUCAAUGAAAUGUCCGCUGAUAUAUACUAUGCAUACAAGCUUCGACUGUCUGAGGAUAUGAUAGCCAAUAGACAAAGUAGGGCCUAUAUAGACUACUCUGACAUGGUGGCUAGAAGAAUGGGAUUUACACCCCUCCCACUUGCCUGUCUCCUGGUGAGGAUCUGUACAAAAUCAUUCAAGGUUACUGGUACAAUUGGCAUUCUUGUGGUAUUCCUCCUGUUUUUGUGUCUGCUAACAUUUAAGAUACUGAACAGUAUCAUCCUGCUGGGCCAGGCUACUGAGAUGACAACCAGUGUAAAACCAGUUGCUUCAGAUGAUAAAUACAAGGAUGUUCCCUCCUUGUCUCCUAUACACAGGUCAAAAUCGGACCAGCACUUACAGAUCUCACACACAGGAGAGUUCUCCUCUAUGGAGACAACUGCUGUUGGCACUGGUUAUCAGAAGGAGGUAGAAAAUGGCAAAAGUCCACGCAGUAAAAGUGAAACAGAUAUUAAUGUUUGUUCAUUAGAUACAAAGAAUUCACCAUACCAGAUCUUAACCAAACCUGAGUCUGUAAAUAAAAAUGUGACUUUCUCUGAAGGCUUUGUAACUUCUGAUGAAAAUACUACAAAUAAACCUGACACUGACAGGGAAACUGUUCUCAGUGAAAAACGAAUCGGUUCAAAACACGAUGAAAAAAUCUUUCCAUCCUUUAAUUCGGAUUUUGGUGAUAUUAGACAAAGAAGUGUUACGAAGGACUGAUAAUGUUAUUAGAUAAUUAAUUAUUGAUUGUUAACAUGGACCAUUGUAAGUGUGCUGCCGAUUUGACUUGUCAACAUUUCUUGUUCAUGAUUCUACAGUAGAUAAUCCUUAAAGGGCUUGUCAGGAAUAGAAAGUUAUAAGGAAGGGUUACUUAAUCUCCCUUACCAGAACAUACUAUUGAUGUGAAAGUAGUAAUAAAAGUUCUCAUUGGGAUGAAAAAGUACAAUAUCAUAUGAUCAA
This is a messenger RNA of Ylistrum balloti, 1974 nucleotides long. Its product is annotated as transmembrane anterior posterior transformation protein 1 homolog. The transcript has 11 exons. Gene Ontology annotation, cellular component: ciliary basal body; endoplasmic reticulum membrane. Lineage: Eukaryota; Metazoa; Mollusca; Bivalvia; Pectinida; Pectinidae. Bases 1 to 1734 code for a protein of 577 amino acids. The record is from RefSeq and is a predicted model, not a curated record. Gene Ontology annotation, biological process: maintenance of protein localization in endoplasmic reticulum; positive regulation of cilium assembly.